Balaenoptera musculus (blue whale) is the source of this 1487-nucleotide messenger RNA. RefSeq names its product cysteine rich with EGF like domains 1 (gene CRELD1). The record is from RefSeq and is a predicted model, not a curated record. Gene Ontology annotation, molecular function: calcium ion binding. Lineage: Eukaryota; Metazoa; Chordata; Mammalia; Artiodactyla; Balaenopteridae.
CGGCGACGCCCUGGUUGGCUGGCGUGGGGUGACGCAAAUGGCACAUGGGCCCGCUACCAUUGGCUGUGGCGCGGGCUCCGCCCCCUGGACUGCAGAGCCGGCGGAGGGCGCACGUCUUACGCAGCCGGCGGUAGCAGCGGCGUUGAGGAGCCUGGGCUUGUGGCGUCCGCGGGUGGGUGGGUCCCCAGCCUGGGAAAAGAUGGCCCCACGGGCCCCGAGGGGCCUAGCCCCAGCUCUGCUCUGGGGCCUGAGCCUCUUCCUUGGCCUCCCAGGACCGGUCUGGGUCCAGCUUUUCUCCGCCCCCAAGUCUUCUUCCCCCACUGAGCCCCAUCCAUGUCACACCUGCCGGGGACUGGUCGACAGUUUCAACAAGGGCCUGGAGAGAACCAUCCGGGAUAUUGGAGGUGGAAACACUGCCUGGGAGGAAGAGAAGUUGUCCAAAUACAAAGACAGUGAGACCCGCCUGGUAGAGGUUCUCGAGGGCGUGUGCAGCAAGUCGGACUUCGAGUGCCACCGCCUGCUGGAGCUGAGUGAGGAGCUGGUGGAGAGCUGGUGGUUUCACAAGUGAGUAGAAGCCCCAGACCUCUUCCAGUGGCUCUGCUCAGAUUCCCUGAAGCUCUGCUGCCCCUCAGGCACCUUUGGGCCCUCCUGCCUUCCCUGUCCUGGGGGGUGGUGGAGCGGCCCUGCGUUGGCUACGGGCAGUUGUGAAGGGGAAGGAACUCGAGGGGGCAGCGGGCACUGUGACUGCCAAGCCGGCUAUGGGGGUGAGGCCUGUGGCCAGUGUGGCCUCGGCUACUUUGAGGCGGAGCGCAAUGCCAGCCAUCUGGUAUGUUCGGCUUGUUUUGGCCCCUGUGCCCGCUGCUCAGGACCUGAGGAAUCAAAUUGUUUACAGUGCAAGAAGGGCUGGGCCCUGCAUCACCUCAAGUGUGUAGACAUUGAUGAGUGUGGCACAGAGCGAGCCAGCUGUGGAGCCGACCAGUUCUGCGUGAACACGGAGGGCUCCUAUGAGUGCCGAGACUGUGCCAAGGCCUGCCUGGGCUGCAUGGGGGCAGGGCCUGGCCGCUAGAAGUGUAGCCCUGGCUACCAGCAGGUGGGCUCCAAGUGUCUCGACGUGGACGAGUGUGAGAGCGUGUGUCCAGGAGAGAACGAGCAAUGCGAGAACACCGAGGGCAGUUACCGCUGUGUCUGUGCCGAGGGCUACAAACAGAUUGAGGGCAUCCUUGUGAAGGAGCAGAUCCCAGAGUCAGCAGGCUUCUUCUCGGAGAUGACAGAGGACGAGCUGGUGGUGCUGCAGCAGAUGUUCUUCGGUGUCAUCAUCUGUGCACUGGCCACGCUGGCCGCCAAGGGUGACUUGGUCUUCACCGCCAUCUUCAUUGGGGCUGUGGCAGCCAUGACCGGCUACUGGUUGUCAGAGCGCAGUGACCGUGUGCUGGAGGGCUUCAUCAAGGGCAGAUAAUCCCUGCCACACCUGCAGCAUCUCCUCCUGC